UUACGUACGCACGCACGCACGUACAGCCUGAGUACGUGCCCGGUUGCAUGGUUUGUGCUUCCACUGUUUUCUAUGUUGUCGCGUAUUAUUCACCUUCUUAUGGGUGUUAUCUCGUGUUUAAGGAGCUUUGGAGCGUAGCACGGCUUGACUGUGGCGUGCGACAACAGUUAGCCCAGUGAAAAAGAUGUGAUAGGCAGACAGGCUAACGACUUGUGAACAAGCUGCUAGCUACUUUUAGCUUGUUAAGCUCAGCUGGAAAAGUCCGGUUCUGCCAAAUAUGGUUAGAAGAAUCACUAGUUAGCAGCAAGGUUACUGCUGUUCUUGGCGUUUUAGUGCUGUUCUGAGGAGAUACUUUACUCGGACAGUUAAAUCUUAACGUCUUCAUCUUGCAGCACGGGGCGAGCGUGGUGGUGACCGUCCUUGACAGCUGUGUGCGCGUGGAUCUCACUUGACUGUGAAACAUCUGUCGAGUACUGACAGGAGUCAGUAUGUGCGCUCCCUAACAGCUGCACUACGCAGGACCCUGAGUAACUCUAACCGGACCUUUGUGAAGUUUUUGGUUGUAGGUUCAUUUAAUAAGGAUGGCUCGCCGUUCGGUGCUGUGCCACGGGAGUCGAGCCAUCAGCCUGCUGUAUGGAAACACUCUUCGCCCCCUCCACGCUUCACUGUGCAGCGCAUCACCACAACCGAAAGCUGGGUUCAAACCAGAAAAGGUAGCAGUGGUCACAAAGACUACGCGGUAUGAGUUUGAACAGCAGCGGUAUCGCUAUGCAGGAGUUUCUGAAGAAGAUCUAAAGCAGUUGCUUGCUAUGAAGGGCUCCAGCUACAAUGGCCUUCUGGAAAGACACAACAUCCACACUAGCAACGUGGAGCACAUUGUGAAGAGCCUGCAGAGAGAAGGCAUUACUGUACAAGUGGUAAAAAGAGGAGAAUACAAUGAAGAUGUAGUGCGGUGGGCAGAUACCAUUAUCUCUGCUGGAGGUGAUGGAACAAUGCUACUUGUGGCCAGUAAGGUUUUUAGCAAAGACAAACCAGUCGUUGGAGUUAACACAGACCCUGAAAGGUCAGAAGGUCAUCUGUGCCUGCCUGUGCGAUACACUCGUGCCUUCCCAGAGGCACUGGAGAAGCUGUGCCGUGGUGAGUUCAGGUGGCUGUGGCGUCAGAGGAUCCGUCUGCACUUAGAGGGAACAGGAAUAAAUCCCAAUCCAGUGGACCUCCACGAACAGCAGCUCAGCCUGGAGCAGCACAACCAAGCUCACCGCUUCACCUCUAUGGACAACUUAAACAGGACAGGAACACUACAUGAGACCUUCCACAAGCCUAGCCUUCUCCCUGUUAGAAGCUUAAAUGAAAUCUUCAUUGGAGAAUCUCUGUCUUCCAGGGUGAAGUUAAAAUCCUUCAAACCCCAUGUUAACCUCUUGCUCCAUAGGGCUUCCUACUACGAGAUCUCCGUGGAUGAUGGCCCAUGGGAAAAACAAAAGAGUUCUGGACUGAACAUAUGCACAGGAACAGGAUCCAAAGCCUGGUCAUACAACAUCAAUAAACUUGCUGAACAAGCAGUGGAAGAAGUUCUAAAAAUUGGGAAAUCCCAGUCAGGUCUGGAUAUCCCCCUUAACCAAGAAUUAAUUGAAAAAGUUACAGAGGAAUACAACAAGUCUCUGGUGUUCAGCCCAGAUGACAGCCGUUUGUUCUACAGCGUCAGGGAGCCCAUCGUGAACAGGGUCUUCUCCAGCAGUCGACAGAGAGGCUUUGCCACAAAGUUGUGUGUCCGCUCCCGCUGUUGGGAUGCUUGCAUGGUGGUGGAUGGUGGGACUUCCUUUGAAUUCAACGAUGGUGCUAUCGCUACAAUCAGCAUGAGCGAGGAGGACCAGCUCCGGACUGUUGUGUUAGAAAACUGAGACAAGUCUGAAUAUCUCUCAAGCUAACAGUGUUCACAAGUGGAUGUGUUCAAAGGGAAGUAUUUGUCCUUUGCUUUUGUUUUAUUAUACAUAUUUUACAAACAAAACCCAUUUACACUUUCUUUUCAUUUUUAAUAUUUGUGUCAAUAUUCCAAGCUACAAAGAUGAUCCCUUAUUUAGAUACAGUUUCUGAUUAUAUUUACGGUAUAUCAGCACAAGCCCUAAAGUGAGCAGUGAAACUAAGGCCAAGAUGAAAGAAUGUAAAAACUCUUUGUAGACCUGAAGUCUUUUGGAAACGUCAGACAUAAAAGCUACACUGAUCCAGCAAACUGUUUGUGAAUAUUGCCCCACACUGAAACAGGACAAAGAUUUUCAGUAGGUUUCACACUACUGAGUGAGCUUUAAGAAUAUGGGCAAAGUUAUUCAGAGUUAUUGUUGUCAACAAAUCCAAAUUACUCUGCCUCAAGUUUAUCAUUUAUUGCUGAAUACACAAAAACCCUUUAAACAGAACAUGGCUGCAGAUUUCUAAGGAGUUCAAACUUCUGAUAUUGAUACAUCAGGUGAUUCUUUUUAUACAUGCAUUACGAUUAGGACAGUGUCACACUUUGACUUCCUGAUUAUCACCACUGAUAGCAUAACUUGAGCUGAUUAUGAAAUGCUUGACUCAUGUGAGGAGCUUUCUGGGAAAUUGAAGAUGAAGUAAAAGUGCAAGAACGUGGGGAGAGUGUAACCAUAAAUGUACAAAACCACACAAUAACACAAUUGUUAUUGAAUGUUAUUGAAAUACUAAUGACAAUUGGUAUUUCAGUUUUUAAUUUUUGCUUUUUACCAUGUUACAUCUCCAAUCUAUCUAUCUCUAUCUAUCUAUCUCUCUAUAUAUAUAUAUAUCCUUUUAUUUUCAAACUGAUUAGUAACUUACUGGCACAACCGUCUGGCUCUGUGAUGCGUUCCUGUUACAUGUGAUGCGCAGUGCUAAGAGGAAUGUGGAAGCAAAGCCCCCUGCUGGUCAAACUGUGACAGGGUUUUUAAACACCCCACCAAAACAAAAGUUUUUUAACACUCGACAUAUGUACUGAUGGCACAACUAGCAUGGAGUUCUUUUCUGUUCCUACAGACCACUCAAAGCACUCCAUUUUAAAUAUAUAUCUAUAUAUAACUGGAUAUGUUAAGUUAUUAUCAGCCAAUAC
Molecule: messenger RNA, 3085 nt
Organism: Haplochromis burtoni (Burton's mouthbrooder)
Lineage: Eukaryota; Metazoa; Chordata; Actinopteri; Cichliformes; Cichlidae
Gene: nadk2
Product: NAD kinase 2, mitochondrial
Exons: 12
Coding region: 582-1898 (438 amino acids)
Biological process (GO): NADP+ biosynthetic process; NAD+ metabolic process
Cellular component (GO): mitochondrion
Molecular function (GO): NAD+ kinase activity
Source: RefSeq, a predicted model, not a curated record